UUUCGAUACCGUCAAAUUGAAUUUCGACCUUGAAGCGGUGUUGAUGUGUAUGACAUUUCUACACCGUCUACCGUUCAAAUGUGUGGUUUGUUUCUCGGAAAAAUUAUUUCCGGUGACAUAAAUUUUAUCAGCUCAUGUUUUUUUAAUGAAUUUGCCCAAAAAUCUGAUAAAACUUAGAUAUUUAGUAUUGUAGUACAAACAAUAGUUUAUAUAUAAACUAUGAUAUAUUAUACUUCUCAAUAUUGUAAUUGGGAUAUAUUCCAAUUAUAGUUUUGAUUCUCUUUUUGGUGUUUGGGAAAGUUGCCAAUUUUCAACGUAAUAAGGAAGAAGCAUCUGGCUAUGCCUUUUAACGAGUCAUAAGAAUUUUAUUGCUUCGAAGCCUUUGGUAUGUUCGCUAAUAGGUAUGUAAGAGUGAAAUUGGUACACAGCUGAUUAUAGCUUUAAAUUUUGUGCCCCACAGAUCGAGUACAUAAUUUGGACUUUACUAGCCUAACAUAAGCUACCUUUAAUCGUAGAUUCAGCUUGGCAAUGAGCGAAGUCGAUAACAUGUGGGCAUUUAAAUUAGCUUAAAUGCUCACUUACUAGACUAUGGUUUAAAAUCAUUGUCUCUUGAUUCUUAGGGUCAAAAGUCGUUCAUAAAUUAUAGUCUUCUCUUAAUGGAACUUCUAACAAUUCUCUAUAACGAGGUACUAAAUAUUGGAGUGUAGGUUAACUGGUAUUUAUCUACCCACUGUAGAACCUUUUAUUUAAUGAGACAAUAUGUUUUAGCCGUGACAAAAUUUACCAAACUUGGAAAGCACCGAAUGUGUUGGUUCACUUUGUAAGGGUGAAUUGAAGGAUUAUUUUCACUAAAAGGUCUAUCCACAGCUCUGCACAUUUGACCUAAUAGUCAAAAAAAUGUUUACUACUGAUCUAAUCCGUCAAACAUGUCUUUACCUCAUUUCAGCAUCCAAAUGUAUUUAUCACUUCAACUUUCCCCUAGACCUUUAUUGACGGCGACUUUCGAUUCCGCCGAUAGGAAGACUAUUUUGGUUGUAUCUUCUCUCAACAAAAGUCCUGAAAAUACAUAAGGUCUCAAGUUUCCUGUUUUGGCUAAAAAAUGUGCAUAAAAGCUUGAGGAAAAUAGUUUGAGGCACUGUUGAUUUCUGCUGUAAAUACUCGUUUUCAACUAAGUUUGUCGUACAUCUGAUAAAGGUAGCUGAUCACUUACCUAGAGUUCAGAACACAAACAGUACGAUCCUGUCUCAAAGGUCACUUCAAGAUGAAACUUUUUGAGCGUUUAACAUUUGUCGGUUGACGUAUCAGAGCUAGUUUUGACCUGAUACCAAUCCUACCCUUAGUUAUUAAACGUUAUAUAAAGCUAACUUCGCUUAGGUCGUUUUUGUAAGACCCAAUUUGUUAAGGAUCAAAUCAGUCAAACCGGGCAUAAACAUGCAUCUGUUCAAGUGUCGCACUAGUGUAGCGAGAUAAAACCAACAAACUGAAUAGUGAAGGGGUUUAAAUAAUAAAAUUAUCAAGGAUAUACAAGACUCAUUAUGAAGAACAUGGUUCGGAAAAGGGAAUAAAGUAGAUAGAUAUAAAGGUAAAAAGUAAUGCCAAAUUUUACGAUUUACAGAGCGGUAAAGAAUAAACCAAUUUAGGCCACUAAAAAUUAUUUUGAGCCAUGUCACCUUGGGUCUUGAACUUUACGUGGUUAAAUAAAUUUCUGCAUAGCUUUAAUAACGUGGUUUGUUUUUAUCGAUUUGCAGUGCAUAGUACCUGCUAUAGAUAAAGCAUAUUAUUUAACAAUUUACUAUUUAGCCUCAAAAUAAAAAAACAUAAAUAAAUGUAGAAAGAACUGAUGACCUGUCAAAGAUCCCAUCAAAUCGUUAUUGGCUAGAGGGGAAACCAGCAAGCGAGUAUCGUUGAGUAUGGGAUGGAAUUCUUUAACACUUAUUUGAAUACAGACGAUUUCAUAAAAGUCGUCGAAAUUAAUAAAAUUCUUAUUCAGACACUUUAUGUUGCCCCGAAUAAAACUACUUGUGGUGUAGUUAAUAACUAAGCAUGUCAUUAACAAGUUUCGUCAAGUUUAGAAAUCAAGACUAUUCUACUUUAAAAAAGGAGCAAUUAACCAGAGGAGUUAAGUUUGUUGACGAUGAAUUCCCACCAGAAUCAAUGAAUUUGCAAUGUCUUAAUAUACCCUCUGGUCCUUUAAGUUACUUGCGACCUUCCGAAAUUGUCUCUGAUCCAUGUUUCAGUCGAAAUGAAUCAUAUUUUAGUUUAAAAAGAGGCUUUGUGAAAAAUUUCAAUAUUCUCCUCGCAUUCACUGGUUUGAAAUACAAGGCGAAGUACUGGGCAAAAGUACUCGUCGAUAUAAAAUCUCAAGAAUGGGAUGUAAAACAUGUUAAUGAACAUCCGGGGAUUUUUCGUUUUCGAUUUUGGCAAGAAGGCAUGUAUUUUGAAGUAACAAUUGAUGAUAUGUUACCGUGUUAUGAAGGAAAGUGUAUAUCUUUGUCAUCUUCCAGUGCCAAGGAGUUUUGGCCGGCUUUAUUAGAAAAAGCCUAUGCUAAAUUAUUAGGUGGCUAUGAUAAAUUGGAGUAUGUUCGACUGGAAGAAGCCAUGAUGGAUUUGACUGGCGGUGUGACUGAAUCAAUUAGUUUACAAAAUUUAUAUUCUGCACCAGCUAUGAAACAAGUUUUAUUCUUUGAACAAAUGGAGAAAGAUUUAAUUGAUGAAUGUAUUGUAAUAUUUUGUACAAAAGAGGACAGUGAACAACAGGAGGGUGAUUCUGAAACAUCGCCUCAUAUCUUUGGGGCUCCUAAUCUUCAUGAUCAUGUGCUUAAUAAAGAAUCUGGACUUUAUCUAAAUUAUGGCUAUUUAUUAACAAGAGUUUGUGCAGUUCCGAAAGAUAUUAGCGUUUUUGGAGCAUUUAAAGAUAUGUUUAGACGUGCUGGUGAUUGUCCUAUACAAGCUCGUUUAAUGCGUUUACGUUGUCCUCUGAGUGUAAUCGAUAGUGGUUCUGGUCAAGGUGAAUGGAAAGGAGCUUACAGUUCAUCAUCCAGUGAAUGGGAAGAAAUAAAUUUAGAGGCACGUAAACGAUUAAGUUUAACUUUUGAUUCAGAAACUGAAUUUUGGAUACCACUUGAAUUUAUAUUACAACAUAUGUCUGGUGUGUUAAUAUGUCGUUUUCCAGAUACUAGUAUUGUUAGUUUACCUGGACAUAUAACAUGGCGUUUAUGUGAACAUCAUGGUGCUUGGUGUGGUCAUCAAACUGGUGGCAAUUUACAAUAUCGUAAUACAUUUCUACAUAAUCCUCAAUAUUAUUUCGAUAUAAUGAAUGAUUCUGAUGAAGUUCUACUAUCUCUUGUACGCAAAUAUAAUCGUGAUCCACUAACUAUGGUCAUAGAACCUGAUUUAAAUCCAUUAUCUAUUGGUUUAGGUCUAUUCAAGAUUGAAAAUAAUCGUCCUGUAAAAUCUCAUACAUUAGCAUUCUGUCAAGUAAUUCAUGUGGAACCAUCUCGACCUUAUCGAGUUUGUCUUAUUCGUGCACGUUUAACUGUUGGUCGAUAUUUAGUAGUUCCAUUCAUGGAACAACCAUUAUCUACAGCCGCUUAUUUAUUAAGAUUAUAUUUACCGAAACGUUCAGAAAGCAGGGAAUUUACUUUAGAUAUUCCACAAAAUGGUUUUUUAAAUUUUUUCAUUGGUAAACCAAAAGAAGCUGUACGUUUACAUGUUCAUAGUGCAUCGAAUCUUUUAUGGCCUGAUGGUAAAAAUCCUCCAUCACCAUAUUGUAUUAUUAAAUGUGAAUAUGAUACUGUACAAACUACUAUUUCACAAAGUAAUAAUAAUCCUGUUUGGAAUGAAUAUUUUCUAUUUUAUCGUCGUAAAUUAAAUAAACCAAUUGAAAUACAAAUAAUGGAUAAACAUGCAUUAGGAUUUGAUGUAUUUCUUGGACGACAUAGUUUUACAGAAGCAGAAAUCGCCAAUCGUUGUCAACAAGAAGUAGUACUCUAUGGAAGAGAUACAAAAACUGAACGAUUUCAAAAAAUGAAAGGUUCAUUAUUCAUUGAAUUUUACAGUGUUGGUCAAGAAGACUUCAUGAAUAUAUAAUAUAAGAGAAGUAGAUCAAUAUUGUUCUGGUUAUCUGUGAUUUCUUGACUAUAUCUAUGCGUUAAACUGAGGUUAAUUAUGAAUGAUGUGUAUACUGUGAUUGCACCAUCAUCAUCAUCACUCCGUUUGAGAGGGUGAUCAAUUCAUUACCACUGUUUGUUUUAUACUUGUAAUAUAAUGCAUAAACUGUGAUAAAUCUCUCUUUCUCUGUCUUUCUCCUCUCUUAUUCGUCUGUGAUAUAUAUACUUCUGUCUGCAUGAUCCCUUCACUCCUAUGUACUUUUAAGCUAUUUAAUAACAAUAAUAUAGGAGAUACAGUCUUGGGAUUAUGUAAUUAAUAAACAAAUAAUGGUGUCAGUACUUUAUUGUCUUUUUAUAUAGUAAAUGAGCGACGUCAAUCGAUAUGGGAACUUAAGGUUUCAGCUUCGUUCUAACAUUUACCAACUAGGCCCUUAUAAAAUCUUGGAGGAACUAGUUUUCUCCUUGGAACUGUUAGUUCCUAUCAUUCUAUUUUACAGUUAUAAACUAUCAAUAAGCUAUUUAAGUUACAACUGACCUCUUGUAGGAUCAAGAUAUUGGCUAAUUGAAUAAACAGGUACGACAUUCAUUAUUGUUCACUGAUCAACUGAUGCUGUUUUUUAUACCCAUUAAAAUCUGUCUACUUAAUAGAAGGAUAAACAUGAAUAUUGCUAGUUUGUUAAAGAAAAGAAAGGAGAAGGUUAAAUUAAAUAAAAAGUGGCUGUCAGGACUCAGUGGUUGAAUGGAUAUCAAGAUGGCGUUUGAAGCGUAAGUUACUUGGUUCGAGUCUCAGAAUGAAUAUCAACUCUGAGAUUCAGGUUGCUAUUCGUUCGUUGCCUGUUACUCCCAAUGGAGCAUA
Molecule: messenger RNA, 4965 nt
Organism: Schistosoma rodhaini
Lineage: Eukaryota; Metazoa; Platyhelminthes; Trematoda; Strigeidida; Schistosomatidae
Source: the annotation of a GenBank genome assembly